Messenger RNA from Andrographis paniculata, 1678 nucleotides. RefSeq lists its product as uncharacterized. NCBI's taxonomy places the organism in Eukaryota, Viridiplantae, Streptophyta, Magnoliopsida, Lamiales, Acanthaceae. Gene Ontology annotation, molecular function: S-adenosylmethionine-dependent methyltransferase activity. The transcript is spliced from 2 exons. The record is from RefSeq and is a predicted model, not a curated record. The coding region runs from base 506 to 1399 and encodes 297 amino acids.
UGGCGAAUCUGAAGACGCGUGAAAGUGAGAGAGUGAGUGCAGAAUAUUCAACAUUCUGCUGUUCCCUCUUUCUAUUUCUUGGAAUAAAUUUCUCUCUUUUUCAUCACUGUCCAUUAUUAUUCACUUUCUCCAUCUUCGUCUUCUUCGUCUUCUUCUUCUUCUGUUAACUGAAAACAAACCCUAAAAAAGGGUUGUUUAAUUGCUGCCCUGCUUGAUAUCUCCAUUCAACAAAUUACUCUGUCACUUCAUUUCAUUACAUUGGGGGCUCUGAUUUCUAGCCCCACUGAACCAUCUCUCUCUCACUCUAGAACUUGUCUUAUUCUCUCUCUCAGACUGCGAUUUCACUGAUAACAAAGUGUACUUACUUACACACUUCCUGCUACUCUGUCCUGCUCUUAGAUUAGAUCUGUUUCCGGACAUGGCCGCCCAUAUAUUCAUCUAAUCCACUCGGGAUUUGGGAUCUCAUCUGAUCUGAUCUGAUCCGACGGCCGGAGCUUCACAUACAAUGGGGAAAUCCAACGGCCGAGAUUGGACGCAGAUCUACGCGAUCUACGGCGUGGAUGAAUGGCAGACGCCGGCGUUCCUCCUCGUCCACGCCGUCGUCUUCUCCGUCCUCGCCCUCGCCUUCCUCCUCUACUUCGAACCCAUCUGUCUCCUCCUCCACCGCCUCCUCCCCCCCGCCGCCGCCCGCUUCGCCGCAGGCUUCACCGGCUCCGUCACCGCCAUCUCCGCCGUCUGCCUCUUCUUCGCCGGCGCUAAUUUCCUCUACUCCGCCGUCGCCCUUCACUGGGAAAUGUCCCAGCGCAUCGUCUCCUCCGUCCCCGACUGGUCCUCCGUCAAGCACGCCCUCGACCUCGGCUGCGGCCGCGGCAUCCUCCUCAACGCCGUCGCUUUACAGCUCAAAAAAUCCGGUUCCUCCGGCCGGGUCGUCGGCCUCGCCCCGACCCACAUCCACUCCCUCAACCCGACCCGAACCCUCCAAACCGCCGCCCUCGAAGGCGUCCAGGAAUACGUCACUUGCCGGGGCGGCGAUCCGACGAAGCUGCCGUUCAGCGACAGCUACUUCGACGUGGUGGUGUCGGCGGUGUUUGUUCAUAAGGUGGGGAAGGAGUACGGGUCGAAGUCGGCGGCGGCGGCGGCGGAGCGGAUGCGCGUGCUGGGGGAGGUGGUGAGGGUGCUGAAGCCGGGGGGGGCGGCGGUGGUGUGGGACGUGGUCCACGCGCCGGAGUACGUGCAGCGGCUGAGCGAGCUGAGGAUGGAGGAGAUACGCGUGUCGGAGCGCGUGACGGCGUUUAUGGUCAGCAGCCAAAUUGUCUCCUUCCGGAAGCCACGUCAGCAUAUUGUGGGCCCCGGGGAAGUCAGACUCGACUGGAGUUGGAGAUUCAACCAUCUCGGUUGACUUUGUUUUUCUUCUACUAGUCUUCUACUACUACUACUGCUACUCUACUACCUAUUAUUAUUAUUAUUAUUAAAAAUAAAAUAAAAUAACAGGAAAAAUGGAUGUAAAUUAGAGGAUGAGUAGUGGAGGAUGGAUACGACAAAAAUAGGUCUGGGGACGCGAAGUGGAACCAGAUGAAUAGAUAGAUGGACAUUCAUCCGUACACUCACUAAGACAGAUUGUUACAACACAAAAAUCGAUAUAAACUUUAUGGAAUUGAUGUUGAUAUUAUUACGCUUA